Molecule: messenger RNA, 1623 nt
Organism: Parastagonospora nodorum SN15
Lineage: Eukaryota; Fungi; Ascomycota; Dothideomycetes; Pleosporales; Phaeosphaeriaceae
Exons: 4
Coding region: 1-1623 (540 amino acids)
Source: RefSeq, a predicted model, not a curated record
AUGUUGAACCUCGCCCGCCAAACAUUGAAGAGAGUUCCGAGUUUUCAAGAGCUCUUGCAGGGAAAGAUGGCUGCCAAGGAAGAAAUUUCUGUCGAUGUGCUCGUCAUUGGCGCUGGACCGACUGGUCUGGGAGCCGCAAAGCGUCUGCACCAGAUUGAUGGCCCCUCAUGGCUGAUCGUGGACUCGAACGAGACUCCUGGAGGUCUGGCUUCGACUGAUGUCACACCAGAGGGCUUCCUCUACGAUGUCGGUGGCCAUGUCAUCUUCUCCCACUACAAGUACUUUGAUGACUGCAUCGACGAGGCGCUGCCUCGCGACGAAGACUGGUACACCCACCAGCGUAUCUCGUACGUCCGCUGCAAGAGCCAAUGGGUCCCCUACCCAUUCCAGAACAACCUGUCCAUGCUGGGCAAGGACGACCAAGCAAAAUGUGUCGAUGGCUUGAUCGACGCCGCUCUCGAGGCCCGCGUGGCGAACACAAAGCCCAAGGACUUUGACGAGUGGAUCAUGCGGCAGAUGGGUGUCGGCAUUGCCGACCUCUUCAUGAGGCCAUACAACUACAAGGUGUGGGCUGUGCCGACCACCAAGAUGCAGUGCCAAUGGCUAGGUGAGCGUGUCGCCGCUCCCAACGUCAAGGGCGUCAUCAACAACAUCAUCCACAACAAGACCGCGGGCAACUGGGGUCCUAACGCUACCUUCCGCUUCCCCGCAAAGGACGGAACCGGUGGUAUCUGGAUAGCUGUUGACAACACAUUGCCUGCCGAGAAGAAGCGAUAUGGUGACAAGGGCUCAGUCACCAAGGUCGACGCGGAGGGCCACAAGGUGAUCAUGAAGGACGGCACCGUCAUCAACUACAAGAAGCUGGUCAACACAAUGGCUGUCGACUCCCUCGUAGAGAAGAUGGGCGACAAGGAACUCAUCGACCUCAGCAAGGGACUUUUCUACUCCACCACACAUGUCAUCGGUGUUGGUAUCCGAGGUGAGCGACCAGAGCGCAUCGGCGACAAGUGCUGGCUUUACUUCCCCGAGGACGACUGCCCAUUCUACCGCGCUACCAUCUUCUCCAACUACUCGCCAUACAACCAGCCUCAGGCCGACGUCAAGCUCGCCACCCAGCAGCUUGCGGACGGCUCAAAGCCCAAGUCCACUGAGCCCCAGCCCGGGCCAUACUGGUCGAUCAUGCUUGAGGUCUCGGAAUCGAGCUUGAAGCCCGUCGAUGAGAAGAACAUGCUCAAGGACUCGAUCCAGGGUCUGAUCAACACCGAGAUGAUCAAGCCUGAGGACGAGAUCGUUUCGACCUACCACCGCCGCUUUGACCACGGAUACCCCACUCCCUCACUCGAGCGUGAGGGCGUCCUCACCAAGCUUCUCCCCGCCCUCCAGGCAAAGGACAUCCUGUCCCGCGGUCGCUUUGGCUCAUGGCGCUACGAAGUCGGCAACCAGGACCACUCGUUCAUGUUGGGUGUCGAGGCUGUGGACCACAUUGUCAACGGCGCCGUUGAGCUUACUCUCAACCACCCCGAUUUUGUCAACGGCCGCCAGAACACUGAGCGCCGUCUCAAGGACGGUGCGCAGAUCUUCGCCAAGCCUUCCCUGGCUCUGCGCAACAAGGGCGUUGACUAA